AUGGGUGUUGUGGGGUGGUCCUGGGCUGCAUCAGGAGCUAUGCUCUUCUGGAUGUUUCUUGGUUCCCUGGCUUUGGUUCUGGGGGCUAUGUCAAUGGUUUUUUCUGAUCCUACCCUGCUGACUUGUGGCCAAAAAAGCUUUCAACUCACCUUACCACCAGGCUCGGAAGGGAAUGCUUCAUUUGUGCUGACUACAUGGGAUACUGAAGGGAAGGCACAUGUUCUGCAGAAUGUCUCUGGCUGUGGGCUCUUGGCAUCUGGGACUCCAGAACCUCUGAAUUCACAUGAGGGGGGUAUCAGAGUGGUGGUUUUUUAUUUGCCUGGUUUGGAACUUUCCUUUCCCACCAGGUUACGUGUCCAAUGUACUUAUUCCAUCAGUGGGAGCUCCAUUCCCUUGAGUGUUCAGGUCUUCACGUUGCCACCGCUCCCUGCUGUGUCCCAGCCAGGUCCUCUGUCUUUGGAGCUGCGUGUUGCCUCAGAUGGAAGCUGUACUUCCUACUAUACGGACAGUGACUAUCCUGUUGUGAAGACUCUCAGAGACCAUGUUUAUGCAGAGGUCAAGAUCCUUCAGGGAACAGACCCAGACCUGAUUUUAGUUCUGCACCACUGCUGGGCCACCCCAAGCCCCAACCCCCAGCAACAGCAGCAGUGGCCAAUUUUUGGUGGAUGGUGCCCUUAUGCAGGGGACAACUAUCAGACACAGCUGAUGCCUCCCGGUUUCACCUCAGGACUACUGUUGCCCUCUCAUUACCAGUGUUUCACUCUCUACACAUUCACCUUUGUGGACUCCAAUUCCCAUGAGAAACUCUCUGGGCUGUACUGUGUGCGCUGCCUGUCUGUGGAAGCAAAGUCCAGCAAGGGCACCUAA
Haemorhous mexicanus (house finch) is the source of this 867-nucleotide messenger RNA. RefSeq names its product zona pellucida sperm-binding protein 4-like. Gene Ontology annotation, cellular component: egg coat. Gene Ontology annotation, molecular function: structural constituent of egg coat; acrosin binding. Gene Ontology annotation, biological process: binding of sperm to zona pellucida; prevention of polyspermy. The record is from RefSeq and is a predicted model, not a curated record. NCBI's taxonomy places the organism in Eukaryota, Metazoa, Chordata, Aves, Passeriformes, Fringillidae.